UCUAUCGAUAAGUCGACACAAUAUCAACAAUUGGUGUUCAUUGGAAGCACAUUUAACAAAAUGUUGAGUUUUUUAAAUAAAACACGACAAUUUCUACUUCCAAUUGCUCGCAAUAUAUCGAAUACACACGCAGCCUGCCAGAGCGAUGCAAGCGUCAAGGCGACAAGCAGUGAAGCCGGCGUAACAAAGCCGGAUUUGAUAUUGCCACAGAACUAUGCACAAUUUUCGCCCGUAAACCGUAACAGUGCCAGGCAGGUGUGGAUUGAGAAUGUUGAUGCAGUGAAGGAGCGUAAAGUGGGCAUGAUGGAACUGCAUCCGGAUGUGUUCGCCGCACAGCCGCGGGUCGACAUCAUACAAGAGAACAUCGAAUGGCAGCGCAAGUAUCGUUAUGUAAGCAUGGCGCAUACCAAAACACGCGCCGAGGUCCGCGGCGGCGGACGCAAGCCCUGGCCACAAAAGGGAAUGGGACGUGCUCGUCAUGGCUCAAUACGAUCACCGUUGUUCAAGGGCGGCGGCAUCGUACACGGUCCCCGUUCCCCCACAUCCCAUUUCUAUAUGCUGCCCUUUUACACACGCGUCUUGGGCCUGACAUCGACGCUUAGCGUUAAGCUCGCCCAGGAUGAUCUGCACAUUAUUGAGAACGUGGAGUUACCCACACGGGAUGCACAAUUCAUCAGGGAUCUGAUAGCGGAACGCAACUGGGGACCAUCUGUGCUGAUUAUUGACAAGCAAGAGAUGUUUCCGGAGAACAUUUGCUAUGCCACCGACUCCAUUGGGUAUGUGAAUCUGAUGCCCUCAUUUGGACUAAAUGUCUACUCGAUGCUGAAGCACGACACCUUGGUCCUCACUGUGGAGGCCGUAAAGCAUUUGGAACAGCGUUUACUGUAUCAGCUGCAUCGCAACGAUGCAGCUAGCAAGAGCCUUAAAUUCAAGCUGGAUCAAGUUUAGAUAUAAGUUUUCAAUUAAUUGUAUUUCCUUGUAUACAAAUGCAAAUGUUAACCACUUCGAUUGUGGUGAGUUGUUUCGAUUCUUAA
Messenger RNA from Drosophila grimshawi, 1034 nucleotides. It is a transcript of the gene mRpL4, whose product is annotated as 39S ribosomal protein L4, mitochondrial. Gene Ontology annotation, molecular function: structural constituent of ribosome. Gene Ontology annotation, cellular component: ribosome. Bases 61 to 948 code for a protein of 295 amino acids. Gene Ontology annotation, biological process: translation. Lineage: Eukaryota; Metazoa; Arthropoda; Insecta; Diptera; Drosophilidae. The record is from RefSeq and is a predicted model, not a curated record. The transcript has 2 exons.